Messenger RNA from Monodelphis domestica (gray short-tailed opossum), 5364 nucleotides. It is a transcript of the gene BAHD1, whose product is annotated as bromo adjacent homology domain containing 1. The record is from RefSeq and is a predicted model, not a curated record. Lineage: Eukaryota; Metazoa; Chordata; Mammalia; Didelphimorphia; Didelphidae. Gene Ontology annotation, biological process: negative regulation of DNA-templated transcription; heterochromatin formation. Gene Ontology annotation, cellular component: chromatin silencing complex. Gene Ontology annotation, molecular function: transcription cis-regulatory region binding; chromatin binding.
GCGGACGAGGAAGCAGGAAGGAGGGCGGCGGAGGCUCUGCUCUCGGGGAGUUUGUGGGGGAACCGCGAGCGGCGUAGCGGAUCCCGGAGCCCGGCCCCGCCGCCCGCCUGUCUGGACGCCCGCCCCGCCUGCACGGCCCCAGCAGCCCUCCCGCCCCGGCCCGGCCCGCCCGCUCCUCCGACGGCCCCGCCCGGUCGCGGCCCCCGCUCCGCCCGCCCGGCCCCGGCCCCCAGGAGGAGGCGCUGACGCAGCAGCGUGGAGCCCGGGAAUUGAGCGCCCCCGGGGGGUUCCAGCCGCCGGAUUCCAGCCCGCCCGGGGCCUGCGGGCGUCCUGGGCCCCGUUGUCCGCGCCACCAGUCGGGUGAGCUCAGGGGCUCGGGACUGAGAAGAGGGAGGUAGAGAGGGAGGCAAAAGAGAGGGACCGUCCGCCUGCUCGAUCUCUCGAUCGCUCGCCCCGCCGAACGCGCCGCCGCCCCCGCUCGGGGAUGAGGACAGACGGACAGACGCAGAGCAGGUGCUGACCGCCCGCGCGGGCCGCCUCUCUCCUGGGAGUCCUGGAGCCCGGGUGGGUCCCCGCCAUCGGGUCCAGAAGCCAAUCUAUGACGCAUGCUCGGAGGAAGUCUCUGCCCCUGUUAAGCUCUCUCCCUACUGGCCGGGAACCACUGCGGGUGGAAGGCAAGAGGAUGGAGCGGCAGGAGGGCAAUGAGCCAGGGGCUGUUCCAGAGGUCCCUAGCCUCCCCAGUCUCCAGGAUCUUAGAAAAAAUUACCCCCUUCGCAAGCGGCUCCUGGGCCCAGGCAAGCCUAAGACCUGCAAAGUGCUAUUGACCCGCCUGGAGCACGUGGCCAGUCCCCGGGGCAAAGAGGCCUCCAGUUGGGCUGAGGAGCUGCAGCCACUUCCACCUGGCUUGCCUGAGACUCCUGUCCCAGGCAAGGGUGAGAUAGGUGGGGAGCAGGAUGCUGGGAUUGAUAACACCCUUCCAGAAGAACCACGAAAGCGACGUCUGGCUUCACUCAAUGCUGAAGCCCUCAAUAACCUGCUCCUAGAGAGAGAUGAUGGGGCUGGACUUGCUGCUACCCGUCGAUGCCGAGCAGAAACCAGGAGGGCCCGGGAUAAAGUAAGUGGGAGUUGGGCCUCACCAGAGAAGCCAGUACCCAAAAGCUUUAAGGGACGGAGCCGACCCCGGGCAGGAAGACUCAAGGGUAGUAGCCAGGAUAUUCUGCCUGAGGAAGUAUUCGAAGACAGUGCCCGCCGGGAAGGUGAUACUGCUCCCAAGAGACUGGCCAGCCUGAAUGCAGCAGCCUUUCUCAAGCUGAGCCAGGAGCGGGAACUGCCACAUCGAGCCCCCCGAAACCACACCGAUGGGGAUGUUCGGCCUGAUGCCAUAGGCCCCAAGACCCUGAGACUUAAAUGGGCCAAAGCUAAUCGGAAAACCUGCCUGAAGGCUAGGCAGGAAGCUGGCCUAGUGGGGACUGAGGGACUACCCAGCUGGCAAAUACCCCCUGAAGGAACCUGGCCUCCAGCCUCCUCUUCUGGCUCCCCUAGGUUAUGUGGCAAAGGAGAGACCCUACCUUAUGAACCCUUGAGCCACUCUUAUGAGAGCCCUGGGGACCUAUACCACCGGCUGCCCUUGCUGAUGGGCGGGCAGGCUGCCAUGAAGCCAGAGUACGGGCGCCCGGGAGAGAAGUCUCCCACUCCCAAACAAGAUCUACACCAGCCCUCGUUCCCUCUCCCCCAGCUGCCCCCGCUGCCUGUGCCCGGCAACCACUCUGACUUCGGCUGCUUCUAUGGUGGCCCCGAGCUUACCACACUGAGUGGGGUCUACUUGUACUACGGUCAAAGCGGACUGCAGUGUGGGGGCUACUCGCCCUGUCCUGUGUUCCCAGAGGGGGGAGAGAUGUCCCCUUCUGCCCCUUGUGAAGGGCUUCUGGUGGCCCCCAGCACCCUGCCCACAGGGACUCCUUUCCAGCACCCUCCCUGGUGUUCAUCCCGAUACUGCUGUGGAGAAGGAGAAGGAGAAAAUGGCUACAGCCUCUGUGGGGUUCUCCCUGUACCCCUUAAUCAUGUCAGCAGCCUCCAUGCCACUCGCAGCAGCUGUCCCUACAAAAUGCCUUUUGCAGCAGAGGGCUGCAGGUCUCUGGACCAGCUGGACCUCACGAUCCCUGUGGCUGGCCAUCCAGCUUCGCCUGCCCACCCCCUCUCAGGAUGUCCUGUGCCCAAUGUGCCGCCUGCAGCUGAGCCUGUCCCCCAUCUGCAGACACCCAAUUCGGAGCCCCAGACAAUGGCCCGGUCAUGCCCACAAAGUGCAAAGCCUCCUAGUGGCUCCAAGUCUGGCCUGCGCACGGCACCCAGCUGCCUGCACCCCACUGAAACCAAGGCAGUGAGCGGGCACAGCCACACAAAGCAGCAACGCAUCCAGCGUCGUCGGGCCACCAAUGGCUGGGUGCCUGUGGGGACUGCCUGUGAAAAGGCUGUAUAUGUCGUGAAUGAACCAGCACCAGCUAUCCGAAAGAGCUACCAGGCAGUGGAGCGUGAUGGAGAAAUGAUCCGGGUCCGAGAUACGGUCCUUCUAAAGUCUGGACCACGAAAGAAAUCCAUGCCCUAUGUGGCCAAGAUCUCUGCUCUUUGGGAAGACCCAAAAACAGGAGAGCUGAUGAUGAGCCUACUGUGGUAUUAUAGACCGGAACAUACUCAGGGAGGCCGAAAUCCCAGCAUGCAUCAGAAUGAGAUCUUUGCAUCCCGCCACCAGGAUGAAAACAGUGUGGCCUGCAUCGAGGAAAAGUGCUACGUCCUGACGUUUGCAGAGUACUGCAGAUUCUGUGCCUUGGCAAAACGUCGGGGUGAAGGUCUCCCUGGCCAGAGAGCAGCGCUGGUGCCCCCCUCGGUAGAGUACUCUACCCCACCCCACCGCACAGUGCCAGAAGACACAGACCCUGAACUGGUGUUUCUUUGCCGCCACGUCUAUGACUUCCGACAUGGCCGCAUCCUCAAGAACCCACAAUAGCCGCCCAUCCCCCAGCUUGAGGGGAAGAGCUGGCAAGGGGCACCUGGGUGGGGGGGGUCCCCACUUGCCAGGCUGGCUUCCCCAGGGCAAGGAUGGCAGCAGCUCAAAGCACAGCACUUGGUUAAAAAGAGCAAAAGGGCCCCGGGGGAGGGGGCCUCAGGGUGGGCUGGGGGUGGGAUGGGUGGAGCAGAGCAGGCCUUGUCUGUUUGAAUUGGUGGAGGCCAGGGCCCAGGGAAGGCAUCGGCUCCCUCAGGAUGUCUUUCCCAAGAUCCCCUGGAAGGAAAUGCCUGGAUGCAGCAGUCUCUCCAGAGAUGGAGAACCCUGCCCAGAAGGAGGUGGGGGAGUCAGGGCAGGGCAGCCUGCGUUUGGUGGGAAAGGGGGAGUGGGAGACCAGCUUUACCUCACCACACUGUGACCAGCUGCUGCCCACUUCUGGGGGCUCCCUUUCCCUGCUCCCCAUCCUCCUGGGCUCCCCAGGCUCUGAGCAAACCCCUGAGCCCACGCCUCAGAAAGCCAGAGCCUGUCUUCUUGAGCACUUGACCCCUCUCCCUAAGCCAGGGGCCUGCUGCACCCUGCCAGGCCUCCAGAGCACCCCUCUCUGCUUCUCAGUCCAGUCGCCCACAGCAUCCCGAUGCCUCGGGGGCGAGGGCAGGCCCCUCCACCUGGGUGGGAGUGAGCCCAGGAUGGGUCCUGACCAGCUGAAGACGUCCAGCUUUCCGUCCUCCUGGCCCAGAGAAGGUGCGCAGGGGCUCCCAGAAGGAGACUGCCCGACACAGGGUGUGGGGGUUUGGGGGAGGGGGGGGUUCUUGGGUGGGGGGUGGGGUCAGGGAGAGAGAAAAAAAAUACUACCUGAUUUGCUGGAGACUUUUUUCCUCUUGCCUUACAUGUUGAGGUUCUACAGAGCCUCCUGCAGACCUUCAACACCCAACUCUUGGAGCCCAGUCCUAAAACAAACCAAAGGAGAGCGGGGUGGCCCACCACUCCCCCCACCCUCCCCCGCCUGCCCGUCUAGUCUGUCCCCCGGAAGCCCUUUGUAGAUUGCACUAAUUUAAACCAGAAUGAGAAUCAACACUGUAUCAGUCCGCAGACCUGCUGAGAGCUGCCGAUACUUGCUCCUAGAGCUAGGGAGGGACCUGGGUUUCCCUUUUUGUUCCUUUCUAGCCUGAGCUGAGGGCUGGGCUCUGACCUCACCUUUCUUCCUAGGGAUGGCCCCGAGAAAAGAGCAGGUUAGGAGCCCCCCACCACCCCCUACCCCCUUCUCCCCUGGGCCUGGCCAGGGUGGGGUAAGGGGUGAGGUGGCCGCAGGGAGCAGGCCCUGUUUAUUUCCUAUUCAUACCAAAGAGGGACCGUGAUGGGGGAGGGAGAGGCUGAGACUGAGGGUCUCACCUCUAGUUAGCUGGACUGCCAGCUGCCCACCCCUCACCAGUGUGUUUGCCCUCCUCGCCCUCACUCCCAGGGAAGCUGUCAAUUCAUAGGGAGCUGAAGGGAUCAGGCUGUGCGAUAGGCAAAAAGCCUCAUGAUCCGGGGAGAGCCUGUGCAAGGCCAGAUCUUCUCAAGGCCUUUGUGGCACCCCUGCUUUGUCCUUGUUCUCUCUCUGUGUUCCUUCAUUUUGAGGCUUGGGGGUGGGGGGGAGGGGGAAGGGACAGAAGCGGUUCAUAUCCACCAAGGAGUGGAUGAAGUCCCUAGGGUACAGAGGAGAAGUUAUAAGAGGGGAGCCCAGUCCCAAUUAAGGAGGAGAGGAAUCUGAGGGCCCCUCAAACAAAUAAGCUGAUUAGGGGAAAGAAUCAGUCUGGGAGGGAUUGGAAUCCUGGGAUGCUCAGGGCACCUUGCCCACAGCAGGCAGUAAGGGGAUUGAUUGAUGAGGGAGGCUUGGGAUUGGAGCUUUUCAUGCUGCCCAGCAGUUGGGGUAUCCUUAGAUACCGCUCCGUCCCCAGGGAUCCUCAGUGAUCCCUGCUAGUGAAUAAAAACUAAGCCUCCCCUAGCCCUCCAGAAGGAGACCCACCCUCCAGCCAGGGAGGGAAGAGACUUUGCUCCUUGGGUUCCUUCUCCUCAAGGCAGGGCACCCUGCUGCCACCCAGGACUCUUUCAUGCUUUUUUAAUCUCUUAGAUAUGGAAAUAUUUUUUGAAACUGAAAAUGCAGCUGGUAGAAUUUCAAUGGAAGUGUAAUCCAUGUAAAAUAUAUUUUAGUUGAUAAUUUUGUAAAAUGCACUUUUUUUGUGUCUCCCCUGGUUUCCCAGAUCUGUAUUUCAGUGUUUACAAGGGGGGAGAAACCUUCCCUUACCCCCUUCUGACAGAGAAAUUAGAAGUAAUUCUUUAAGAAAAAAAAUAAAUUUGAGAAAUUGUAUUGAUUUAGAAAAGGUUCA